AUGGCCGCAGUUAGAGACUACAAGACCGCACUGGAAUUUGCCAGCAGCCUACCAAGACUGGAUGGUUUGUCUGUCCAGGAAUUGAUGGACUCCAAGACCAGAGGUGGGUUAACUUAUAACGAUUUUUUGGUUUUGCCAGGCUUGGUUGAUUUCCCAUCCUCCGAAGUUAGCCUACAAACUAAGUUGACCAAGAAUAUCACUUUGAAUACUCCAUUCGUUUCCUCUCCAAUGGACACUGUGACAGAAUCAGAAAUGGCCAUCUUUAUGGCUCUAUUGGGUGGUAUUGGUUUUAUUCACCAUAACUGUACCCCUGAAGACCAAGCUGACAUGGUUAGAAGAGUCAAGAACUAUGAAAAUGGGUUUAUUAACAACCCUAUAGUGAUUUCUCCAACAACCACCAUUGGUGAAGCCAAGAACAUGAAGGAAAAGUUCGGAUUUUCCGGUUUCCCCGUCACAGAAGAUGGUAAAAGAAACGGAAAAUUGAUGGGUAUUGUCACUUCUCGUGAUAUCCAAUUUGUUGAAGACAACUCUUUACUCGUUCAAGAUGUCAUGACAAAAAACCCUGUUACCGGCGCACAAGGUAUUACAUUGUCUGAAGGUAAUGAAAUUUUAAAGAAAAUCAAAAAGGGUAAGCUAUUGAUUGUUGAUGACAAGGGUAGCUUGGUUUCUAUGCUUUCCAGAACCGAUUUAAUGAAAAAUCAAAACUACCCAUUGGCUUCUAAAUCUGCCACCACCAAGCAAUUGCUAUGUGGUGCUGCUAUUGGUACUAUCGAUGCUGAUAAGGAAAGAUUAAGACUGCUGGUUGAAGCCGGUUUGGAUGUCGUCAUCUUGGAUUCAUCCCAAGGUAACUCUAUUUUCCAAUUGAACAUGAUCAAAUGGAUUAAAGAAACCUUCCCAGAUUUGGAAAUCAUUGCCGGUAAUGUUGCUACCAGAGAACAAGCUGCCAACUUGAUUGCUGCCGGUGCUGACGGUUUAAGAAUUGGUAUGGGUUCUGGUUCCAUUUGCAUCACUCAAGAAGUUAUGGCCUGUGGUAGACCACAAGGUACAGCCGUCUACAACGUGUGUGAAUUUGCUAACCAAUUCGGUGUUCCAUGUAUGGCUGAUGGUGGUGUUCAAAACAUUGGACACAUUACCAAGGCGUUGGCUCUUGGUUCUUCUACUGUUAUGAUGGGUGGUAUGUUGGCUGGUACUACCGAAUCACCAGGUGAAUAUUUCUAUCAAGACGGUAAAAGAUUGAAGGCAUACCGUGGUAUGGGUUCCAUUGACGCCAUGCAAAAGACCGGUACUAAAGGUAAUGCAUCUACCUCUCGUUACUUUUCCGAAUCAGACAGUGUUUUGGUUGCCCAAGGUGUUUCCGGUGCUGUCGUUGAUAAAGGUUCUAUUAAGAAAUUUAUUCCAUAUUUGUACAAUGGUUUACAACAUUCUUGUCAAGACAUUGGUCACAAGUCCCUAACUUUAUUAAAGGAAAACGUCCAAAGCGGUAAAGUUAGAUUUGAAUUCAGAACCGCUUCUGCUCAACUAGAAGGUGGUGUUCAUAAUUUACAUUCUUACGAAAAGCGUUUACAUAACUAA
Molecule: messenger RNA, 1572 nt
Organism: Saccharomyces paradoxus
Lineage: Eukaryota; Fungi; Ascomycota; Saccharomycetes; Saccharomycetales; Saccharomycetaceae
Gene: IMD3
Product: IMP dehydrogenase IMD3
Exons: 1
Coding region: 1-1572 (523 amino acids)
Biological process (GO): GTP biosynthetic process
Cellular component (GO): cytoplasm
Molecular function (GO): IMP dehydrogenase activity
Source: RefSeq, a predicted model, not a curated record